Molecule: messenger RNA, 2105 nt
Organism: Falco peregrinus (peregrine falcon)
Lineage: Eukaryota; Metazoa; Chordata; Aves; Falconiformes; Falconidae
Gene: STARD10
Product: StAR related lipid transfer domain containing 10
Exons: 6
Coding region: 29-841 (270 amino acids)
Molecular function (GO): lipid binding
Source: RefSeq, a predicted model, not a curated record
GGGAGGAGGGGGGGGGUGUCCCGGGGCCAUGUCGGGUCGCGACAGCGUGCAGAUCCCCGACGACCGGGACUUCGGGGCGUUCCGGGCGGAGUGCGAGUCGGAGCGCGGCUGGAGCCUCACCUACAGCAAGGCGGGGGUGGCCGUCUGGGUCCAGCUGCUGGAGCCCGAGCGCUCCCUCCACAAGAUCAAGUGCAGGAUGGAAUGCAAGGAUGUGCCAGCGGAGACGCUCUACGACGUUCUGCAUGACAUCGAGUAUCGGAAAAAGUGGGACACCAACGUCAUUGAGACAUUUGACAUCGGGAAGCUGACUGUCAACUCCGACGUGGGCUACUACGCCUGGAAGUGCCCCAAGCCCCUGAAGAACCGGGAUGUCAUCACGCUCCGCUCCUGGCUGCCCAUGGGCACCGACUACAUCAUCAUGAACUACUCCGUGAAGCACCCCAAUUACCCCCCGCGGAAGGACAUGGUGCGAGCAGUCUCCAUCCAGACGGGCUACCUGAUCGAGGGGACAGGAGCCAAGAGCUGCACCAUCACCUACCUGGCACAGGUGGACCCCAAAGGUUCCCUGCCAAAGUGGGUGGUGAACAAAUCCUCGCAGUUCCUGGCCCCCAAGGCGAUGAAGAAGAUGUACAAGGCUUGCCUGAAGUACCCGGAGUGGAAGCUGAAGCACAACCCGCACUUCAAGCCCUGGCUGUUCCCCGAGCAGAGCCAGCUGCCCGCGCUGCCGCUCUCCGAGCUCUCCCUCCAGCAUGCCGACUCCCUGGAGAACAUCGAUGAGAGCUCCCUCGCCGAGACCAAAGACGACCGCGGCGAGGCCAGUGAUGAGGACAGCGUUAACUGACCCCCUCCCCCGGCCUGGACCCCCUCCGUGGGGUCAUUUUCUCCCAAUCCUCCCCCGUCCCCUCCCCCUUCCACCACAGUUUGUGUCUCUCUCUCUUGCACGCACCUGCACGUGCACCCACGCUUCUGGCUCGGGGCGGGGGGGCUGUGCUGGGCUCCCCCUGGACCGAGGGGUGCCCCCCCCUCCCCUCCACUAGGGUAGGAAGCCGGGGGGUGUCUGGUCCCUUCGCAGCCGCUGCGGGACACACUGGCGAUGUCCCCCUCGUCAUCCCCAUCGGUGGCAAACCCAAAGUGCCCUUCAGCUGUUGCCCUGGGAUGGGGGGCAGAGGAAAGGGGGGGUCCCUGCCCCUGCUCCCCAGCCCAGGGGGGAUCCCCCCAGCCCUUCCUUGCACCCCCCCUGCUCCCCCAGCCCUCCUCCCUGUCUCCUCUGUUAGGGUCUGACAGAACUGCCUUCCUCCUGCAGGACCCCUGCCCUAAGCAGACCCCCGGGGGGGCUGGAGGGGGGGCUGCCCACACCUCCAGGUGUGCAAAGGGGUCUUUAGGGGCUCCUGUCACCUCCAGGCAUGCUGGGCAGGGGGGGGAAGGGGGCUUGGAGGCUCCCAGCACCUCCAGGCAUGUUGAAUAGGGGGGUCUCUGGGGUCUUGCAGCACCUCCAGGCAUGCUGGCAGGGUUUUGGGAGGCUCCUGGCACCUCUGGGUGUGUGUGUGGUGGUGGGAUUUGGGAGCUGCUUGCACCUCCGUGCAUGUUAGGGGGACCUGGGGGGGCUCCCAGCACCUCCAGAUGUUCUGGAGGUCUCUAGGGGCUUGGGGUUCCCAGCACCUCCAUGCAUCUUGGGGGGACUUGGGGGAUUCCUGGCACCUCCAGGUGUGCUGGGGGGUGUCAUGGGGGUCUCCCAGCAUCUUUAUGUGUGUUUGAGGAGGGCUUUGGGGUCUGCUGGCACCUCCGGGUAUGUUGGGGGUCUCGGGGUCCCAGCAUCUUCAGGUCAGGCAUGUUGGGGGGACUUGGAGGCGGGGGGGGGGCUUCUGGCACCUCCAGAUAUUCUGGGGGUCUCGGGGAGCUCCUGCCCCCCCUUUCUAGGUGAGGGACCCCAAGUUCGGUGUCUGAACACUUUCUACGCUAGAAUUAGAGGCCUUGAAUCGGGAUUUUGGAGCUGUUCCUUGGCUGCACUCCUGUCCCCCCGCCGUGCCUGGGGCGGUGAGGGGAGGAGGGAGAUUUUGUACCUUGUACUGGAGCUGAUUAUUUAGGAAUAAAACAAAUAAAUCCGG